CAAGGAUGUGGGCGUGUCCCCUAACGUUGGCUUUGACUUCGCUGCUUGUGCAAGUGGUUUCAACCGAAAUGAAAUGCUGAAAGUGGUGCCAGCGGGAGGGGCGAACUUAUUCCGCUUCAAGGGACUCACUCGUACGCAUUUUUGACUUUGGGCGAGCGGCGAAGUGAAAAAGUCGAUCCACUCUCAUCAAAAUGCCACAUAAAAGGAGAAACCACGGUCAUCAGAAACACACAGCGGUCACAAAAGAGUCGCAGCACAGACAGACCACGCCCAAACCAGCAGCCCAGGUCUCCGCUGUGCCGUGCGAGAAGACACAGUCAGAUUCUACCAUGGAUACAAAGCUGAAGGGGGUUAGCACAGCAACGGGUGGCACCACUGGAAGUACUUCCAUCGGGACAGCAGGAAAAGGGGCUUCUAAAGCUCAACUUGAGACUAACACCAAGCCCACUGUUAUUGACAUGUCAUCCGCUGGGUCUACUGUUGUCAACAUGACAUCAACUGGGACGAGGGGCGUUCCCACAGUGAUGUCAAAGACCUCACCUGUCCCCAGUAGAACGCCUUCUGCUCCCGCCUCUGGAACGGCGGCGACCUCACUAGCAUCUGCUAAUGUUGCCAUGUCGACAUCUAAAGAGUCACCAAAAGCACCAGCCAAGGUGAAAGUGGAAGUUCCUCCCCAGGCAGCAUCAACGGGAGCCAAAGAGGCACCUCCAGCAGAUCCAUUUGCCGCUUUGGCCGAUACACUCCCAUCAGUUGAUCCUCUCACCCCAAAAGAGCCUGUAUUUACUGGUCCAGAGGUCAAAGAGCAUGACGUCACAUCCGAGGAGGCUAACAAGUGCGGAGAAAGAGACGACACGCUGCCACCAGAAUACAGAUUUGACGCUAUGGCUCCACUUCCUGCAGAUGGCAAACCCAAAGAUGUUCCUAAACCGUUGACCACAGACGAGGCCCUGGAUUCCCUUUCAGAAGGUUUCAUGACGUCGACUGUUCCAUCCGCACCCAAAAUGCAGGAGAACAUUGACGCUCCUGCGGCUGAUCCCUGUGUAGCAGUGCGUCCGCCAGCUGAUAAAAAAGCCAAGAUGGAGGUUGAUAAUUUCUCCUUGGCAACUGGAAUUCCCACUGCUCCUUUCAAGAAAGCCGUAUGUGUUCCUCCACUUGAUCAAGAAACUAAGAUGGAAAAAGCCUCUACUAACUUCUCUCUGAAGGCUGGACUGGACACAAAGCCCAAGACGGAUCAGGGGGGUUCCAUGUCGCUGGAUGCUCUCAAUGCUCUUGGGGACACAUUGGCAGCACCAGAACCAAAACCUGAACCCAAACUCCGACCUGAAGACAUUGUGUCGGAGGACAAACACAAGGAGGAGGAGGGUGUGCUUGUAGGAGAGCGGGAGGACACAAUUCCUCCAGAGUACAGGUUUAACGAGGAGGAACUCAAGAAACUGCCUGCACCGAAACCUGAGCCCACCAUGAAUACAGGCGAGGCGCUGGACCUUCUGUGUGGGGACUUGAUGACCUCCUCAGCUGCUCCGACACAGAAAGCUGAAGUCCCGGCAUUUGUCCCAACUGUGUCUGUGUCUCCUGCCACACCCAAGUCUGCUCAGGCUGAUCCCCUGCCUCUGGAUGCUCUCAGUGCUCUUAGCGACACUCUACCAGCACCAGAACUAAAUCCUGAACCCCCCAAACUCAGACCUGAGGACAUUGUCUCCGAGGAAAAACACAAAGAGGAGGAGGGUGUGCUUGUCGGGGAGAGGGAGGACACCAUUCCUCCGGAGUACAGGUUUAAUGAGGAGGAACUUAAGAAACUACCCGCUCCUAAACCCGAGCCCACCUUGAAUACUAACGAGGCUUUGGAGCUUUUGUCUGGAGACUUCAGCAGCUCCUCAGCUGCCCCAGUACAGACCAAAGUUGAGAAUGUGUCCGCUCAGGAUGUUUUGUCUUCAACUAAAUCGUCCGGACUUCACGCACCUCUUCCUCCUUUGACCAACAAGACACCGCAGGUAUCUGCUUGUCCUCCAGUGUUACCGCCACAAGGAGCGCCUACAAAAGAUGAGCGUGACUCCAUAUCUCUGGAUGCUCUCCGUGCUCUUGGUGACACAUUGGCAGCACCAGAACCAAGUCCGGAACCCCCCAAACUCAGACCUGAGGACAUAGUCUCAGAGGAAAAGCACAAGGAGGAGGAAGGUGUGCUUGUAGGAGAGAGGGAUGACACCCUCCCUCCAGAGCACAGGUUUAAUGAGGAGGAACUUAAGAAAUUGCCUGCUCCUAAACCUGAGCCCAAAAUGAAUACCAAUGAUGCCCUGGACAUUCUAUCUGGAGACUUGUUGACCUCCUCUGCUGCUCCUGCUGUGCAGGCUCCUGUGGUCUCUUCCUCAGCUGCCCCCGCACACUCUUCUGCAGACUUUGCUCUGGAUGCCUUGGCAGGAGACUUAGUUUCAUCCUCUGCUGCCCCCACAGUGAAAUCUUCUGCUUGCCCCCCCACAGAAACAGCAGCACAGCUGUCAGCAGGGGCGGACAACGCUCUGGACGCUCUGUCAGACACUCUGAAGGAUAUCACCCCCGCCCCUCAGCCUGCUCCCGUUCCUCCGAAAGACAUUGUAAAGGAGAAGAAGGCUGUUGAGGAGAGGCUAAUUAAGAUGGGGGAGAGAGACGACUCACUGCCACCGGAGUACAGACCCACCGAGGAGGAUCUCAAGAAAAUGGCUGAAGCUAAGGCCAACGCAGCUGCCACACCAAAGAAGUCUAUGGACGAUAAGACAGCCUUGGACUUGCUCUCCAGUGAUUUCACCACACCCGUCCCAUCAGCCGCCGCUGCUGCCGCUGCUGCCGCUGCUGCUGCUGCUGCCGCUGCUGCUGCUGCUGCUUCAACCGAGCUGACACCUCCUGUGCUGGACUCGGAGCGCCUGAAGAGCAAGAGCAAGUCCAAGUCAAGGUCUAAAAAACAACAUCCUGGAGGGCCUCCUGCUGCCGACCUGCUCUCUCAUAAGAAAAGCUCAGACGUCGUGGCGACACAGCAGGGAAGGAAGAGCUAAAGCUGCACGUCAGGUUGUUGUGUGGUGCAGUCUGACCUUCAGACGCCAGGGAGGACGAAGCACCAGUGAGGAACCCGUUCUCUGCGUUGAGAUUCUACUUUUCUAAAUCAUCAAUGAUGUACACUAGUUCAACAUACCCAUAAAACACACACACACACACACACACACACACACACACACAUCAAACCAUGCCAUUCUUGCUUGGUUUCACUUGCAGUCAAAGAUGAGGAGCUUUCUGUUUCUGUUUGCGGAGAGACAUGCUGGAGACACAACGAGUUCAAAUGAGUUGCCGGUCGCUGUGUUGAGUGAAGCGAGAGAAGAAAGAUGUUGUCCAUCAUGUUGGAGUUUUACAUCUGCAGGCGACGCACUCGUAACACAACGGCAGCUCGCAGGAGUGUAUAGUAUUAAGAUGUUGUGCAAUGCUGAAAUCCAAUGAGUUUUCUAUCAUGACGUGCCAUGAUUACACUAGUGUACAGCUUUGGUCACUUUGUUUUGUUGCUUUUUUUGGACAGUAUCCUUUCAACUUUUCCUGCAAUUCGAAAAAUAUCUGUCACCAGGAGGCUCUUUGGAAUAUAUAUAUAUUUGUAAAAAGUACAAUUGCACUUAGUAAACCAAUGUGGCGUUUACGAGAAACUGUAAAAAAAAAAAAAAAAACACACACAAAAGAAGAUUCUACUCUGCAUAAGGAAACACUGUAUGACUUAGAAAGGGCUUUGAUAUGUAAAGUAAAUACAAAGACGUUGUGAUGAUUUCCCUCCUGGAUGCUGUGCGCGUGUGGGCGUGCAUCACGAGAUGGGAGAUAUUUGACUAAUACUAAUUGAAUGAAAAGUCUAAUAAGCCGACGUGCCUCACCGCUUGUGCCUAAAAAUGAUUCAAACAUGAACUGAUGUGUGGGGAAAGGCUUCUGGGAACACUUUUUUUCUUAAAGGUGCAGGGGGAUCUGUAUGUGUGUGUGUCAAACCUGAACAGGAACAAAAAACUCCUGACUUGGUGGUUUUUCACGCUGCAAAAAGGCGCAGCAGCCCACUUCCUGUUGACUUGGAGGGGGGGGGCUUCGCAACGACAUCAUUUAUUUUGCUAAAACGUUUGAAUGUUUUCUACCAUUUAGCCAACAUCCUGAAUGACUGAUGGGGGGGGACGCAAAUGAGCGGGUUUGAUGUGCUCGGUUCAUCAAGUGACAAAACAAUGAGCAUAUAAAUAAAGACAAAUUUAUUUCAUGGCA
This is a messenger RNA of Dunckerocampus dactyliophorus (ringed pipefish), 4245 nucleotides long. RefSeq names its product calpastatin (gene cast). The coding region runs from base 192 to 3023 and encodes 943 amino acids. Gene Ontology annotation, cellular component: cytoplasm. The record is from RefSeq and is a predicted model, not a curated record. The transcript is spliced from 33 exons. Lineage: Eukaryota; Metazoa; Chordata; Actinopteri; Syngnathiformes; Syngnathidae. Gene Ontology annotation, molecular function: calcium-dependent cysteine-type endopeptidase inhibitor activity.